This is a messenger RNA of Coregonus clupeaformis (lake whitefish), 4707 nucleotides long. RefSeq names its product retinoic acid receptor alpha. Gene Ontology annotation, molecular function: RNA polymerase II cis-regulatory region sequence-specific DNA binding; zinc ion binding; nuclear receptor activity. The coding region runs from base 950 to 2335 and encodes 461 amino acids. Gene Ontology annotation, cellular component: transcription regulator complex; nucleus. Gene Ontology annotation, biological process: retinoic acid receptor signaling pathway; regulation of transcription by RNA polymerase II; cellular response to corticotropin-releasing hormone stimulus. The transcript has 10 exons. Lineage: Eukaryota; Metazoa; Chordata; Actinopteri; Salmoniformes; Salmonidae. The record is from RefSeq and is a predicted model, not a curated record.
CUGCUCUCUAGCCUCGACUCAAUUUGCGCGGCUCCGUGAAAAACCGUUUCUUUGGCGAAAACUCGCAGAGCUCUUGUCAGACGCGCACUGUCUGACAAAGCAGACCUUCCAAAUCGUUACACCCCUCGUCAAACGACAGAGAAACGACUUCGGAAAAGAAGCUCAGGACAAAACAUCAUCGGUUCAGGUUCGGACUUCCACCAACCAACACGUCGGUAGGAGGAGUCAACAGAUGCCUAAGUCACUUUCAUGGCAGACCGUUGCUUUGGAGGCCAAUAGCAGCCUGACACGGCUGUUUCUCCAGGGUUUCGUCACGGUGCAAGGAGGAAGAUUGCCAGUCUGCCACAGGUGCGUUGCCGAGACUGAAAGUGAGUCACCACGGCGAUAGGGGUUGACCCUGGGCAAGCCAUGUUACGGUGACAACUAGAACCAGCCAUCAUCAUAACAAUCCUCCUCCUCCCUGUGGUGUUGUUGUAUGAGCUCUGCUGAGUCACUGGAGAGAGAAAAGCUGUCAUCAUCCAAUCCUCCCAAGGCUGAGAAGUCUAUCCAAUCCUGAACAAGGGUUCCAUUUGUGCCAGAUUAUUCUGCCUAGCAACCCUCCUUAGUAUUUAUGUAAUUGGUGUUUCAUUCAAGUUAUAAAGCUUAGUGGCCUACUCUACCUCUCUCUAUCUCACAUCAAGGCAGAGGACCAGCCUUUGGAAGAAAAUAGCCUAUAUGUCCUUGGAUUCAAAGUUUCUCUGAAGCAUCCAACUGGAACGUCAACGGAACCUAACAGCUCCAUUUCACACACCUACACACACCGUUGUCGUCCGCUGUCACCCACCACCACCACCACUUCUUAAUUGGAUUACGUCGUCAUUAGAGCGUGAGGUUGGGGAUGUAGACCGCCGUCACCACGGAUACCUACAGGAGACUCUUUGGACUCGGCUCAAGGUCUGCCGAGCAGAACAUGGCGGGCAAGGGUAACCCCUGCCACCCCCCGGGGGGGGCAGGGAGUGCGGGGGGCCCCACUGUCUCUGUGGGGGGCUUCCCCAUGCCUCACUACUCCUACUUCUUCCCCCACAUGCUGGGGGGACUGUCCCCUCCCACCCUCUCCGGACUGCCCGUCAGUGGAUACAACACCCCGUCGCCAGCCACCAUAGAGACCCAGAGCACCAGCUCGGAGGAGAUAGUCCCCAGCCCCCCCUCGCCGCCCCCUCCUCCACGAAUCUACAAACCCUGCUUCGUUUGUGCGGACAAGUCCUCGGGAUACCACUAUGGAGUCAGCGCCUGCGAGGGCUGCAAGGGUUUCUUCCGUAGAAGCAUCCAGAAGAACAUGGUGUACACCUGUCAUCGAGAGAAGGGCUGCAUCAUCAACAAGGUCACCCGCAACCGCUGCCAGUACUGCCGCCUGCAGAAGUGUUUAGAAGUGGGCAUGUCCAAGGAGUCGGUGAGGAACGACAGGAACAAGAAGAAGAAGGAGGAGAAGAAGCCAGAGUGUUCGGAGAUCUACGUGCUGAGUACCGAGACAGAGCAGAUGAUCGAACGCGUCCGCAAGGCCCAUAAGGAGACGUUUCCCUCGCUCUGUCAGCUGGGCAAAUACACCACGAAUAACAGUGCAGAGCACCGCGUGGCUCUAGACGUGAACCUGUGGGAUAAGUUCAGUGAGCUGUCCACUAAGUGUAUCAUCAAGACGGUGGAGUUUGCCAAGCAUCUGCCAGGCUUCACCACCCUCACUAUCGCUGACCAGAUCACCCUGCUCAAGGCUGCCUGUCUGGACAUACUGAUUCUGAGGAUAUGCACACGGUACACUCCAGACCAGGACACCAUGACCUUCUCAGACGGGCUGACCCUGAACAGGACCCAGAUGCACAACGCAGGCUUCGGCCCGCUCACAGACCUGGUGUUCGCCUUCGCCCAAACACUCCUCCCUCUGGAGAUGGACGACGCAGAGACCGGCCUUCUCAGCGGCAUCUGUCUGCUUUGUGGAGACCGUCAGGAUCUGGAGCAGGCAGACAAGGUGGAUGUGCUCCAGGAGCCCCUACUGGAAGCUCUGAAGAUCUACGUGAGGAAGAGGAGGCCUCAUAAACCACACAUGUUCCCCAAGAUGCUGAUGAAGAUCACUGACCUCAGGAGCAUCAGUGCCAAGGGAGCGGAGCGAGUGAUCACUCUGAAGAUGGAGAUCCCAGGCUCCAUGCCCCCACUUAUCCAGGAGAUGCUGGAGAACUCAGAGGGUCUGGAGGGCCAGGGGGCCAGCGGGGGGCGCUCCAGCGGAGGAGGGGCCCCACCAGGUAGCUGCAGCCCCAGCCUGUCCCCCAGCUCAGCCCGCAGCAGCCCCCCUGCACCAUCCCCUUAGAAGGGGGUCCACUGCCACCCCCCAGGCAGGAACAGCCAGAAGGCAUGACUACAGAUGGAGCCAGCUAACUGACUGACUCCCACACUGUGACAAACCAGGGUUAGGAAGAGGGCCAGAUCUGGGCCCAACCAGGACGGACUUUGACACUUUGAGGGCACACGCAGGCCUCAAUGGACAGACAGCCGUCCCCCCACUCCCCCUAUCUCAGCCCCAGUCCAGGCACCAAAAACUGUGCCGAACCCGACCCCAUACUUGACUGAACAAUAGGGGGGUCCCAUCUCACCUGGAUGGCACUAUCUCCAUCACCCCCCCAACCCACAACCACCAUAGACAUGCCUCAGAACCAGCACCAGGGAUCAGCAGCCGCCACACAAGGAGUUUAAUCGGAGAUGUUCUGUUUACUCUCCUCAGUGAUGACUCUGUUCCUCCUCUCUCUCCCUCUCAAGACGUUGGACAGGAGCUCAGGCUCAAUGCCCGUCGGACCUGGGGUAAAGGGGUAGACAAGACGUACGUCUUUCUGCAGGGAACUAGUCAGACAGACUGACAGACAGACAGCUGGACAUUGGGCACGAGUCAUCCCUAAAUGUUGUCAGGGACAGCUAACGGGGGGCUCAGAUAGGGGGCCUGUCUCUCCUUCUCCUUUACAACUUUGAGAGACAGAUUUUUUUUCUUACAAAAGAUAUAUGGAAAUAUAAAUAUAUAUAUGGAAAAAUUAAGAUUGCAAUUUGAAUUGUCCUAAGUGGAAUUAUGCAUAAAAGAAGAGUUGCUAUCUUUUUUCCUGUUUUUUUCUCUCACUGUUCUUCGAACUUAGAUGCAUUUGUGAUUUCCCCCCCCACCUCCCCAGACCUAGUGUUUUGUUCUCUUGGUUUCACCCAGGAAUAUCGGCACGCUAAGUUGUCACAGUGAAAAUGUUAGUUUUUUCUAUCAAAUCAAAAGAGAAGUAGAACAAAAAUGAUGACACGAUUUCAGAAGCAAUUCACUUUAUGCACUAGACCUCUUGCACUGUCACGUUCACAGGUUGGAUCAAAUUGAUACACAAAACACAAAUUGGACCAGGUUGGGAUGGCAUCUCUGUUUUGUUCCGUUUACAGUAUUUUAUUUUUCAUGGGAGAAAAAUAAAAUAAAACGUAGUGGUUCUAUGGUCUAGAGUCAAGUCGUUGUGGAGUUAUGAAGAUGAUCUGUAAGAAAAUACCAGCCAUUACAUACGUAAGAUGUAUUCCUUAUUUUUAAAGUACAUGAAGUCUAGCCCUUUUGACAUUGUCAAAGCCUUUUAUGUUUUGCUUUUUGUUCUCGUUUUGGUAUCUGAAGUGAAGGCAUUGAUCACUGAUCGACUGUUUAGACCACUUAAGGAAGGGACUGACUUUUAGGAACACCAUAGCCGUUGACAACCAGUAAAGAGAGUUGAAUUUCUACUUCACCUGAAAUAAAAAGGAAAGAUUUAUGACAAUUUAAUGACCAACAACUCCGUGAUCCCCUUCUCCCCCCUUUCCAAAUCAAAUCAAAUCAAUUCCCAAGGUAGUCCCUCCCGCAUUCCACGUCUGGAUAGUGUAUGUAUUACCCCCCAACAGCACUGCCUCUGUAACGCAUUACCUAUCUUCACAACACCACUGCCUCUGUAAUGCAGCACAUUGUCAAUAUCUAUGCCCUCCCACUACCCCCCACCGUCAGUCACAAACUGUACCACGUUACCAGUAUGCUCACAACACCACUCCCUAUGUAGCACAUUGUCAGUAGGAUGUAUCUAUCUAUGUCCAUGUAAACUCUGUGACACGAUAUCAGUAUGCUCACAACACCUCUGCCUCUGUAUGUAUACAUGUUCCAUAUCUCUCCACAACACAACAGCACUGCCUCUGUAAGUCUGUUUCACAGUAUCAGCACCUCUCUAUCUCUUUAUCUAUCACAACAACACAACUGCCUCUGUUUACACACUAUCAGUAUUUAUUGGUCUGUCAUCCUGGACUCUUGUGACACAUCCGAUCAGUUUGCCCUAGAUCAGUUUGUGCAUUACAAUGAAAUAGGAGUUGUCAAGACAGCACAAACUGAUCUGGGAUCAGGCUAGCUAUUCCCCCACCUCUAACCACUGUUUACACACACUAGUGUAACCUACCUACCCAUCUCCUUUCCCCACAACACCACUGACUCUGCUGUUCAAUAGGAGUGGAUCUGUCCUUCACAAUGGAUCGAACGCUGCUCGUGGCCAACCUCACUGCAGCCAAGUAUCACAACGCACAACUGUUUUUUCCCUGCACUCUCACUUGUAAUGCAAUCAGAUGCACAACCAGCAUUUGGGGAUAAAAUACAUAAAUAACUGUUUUGAUUAUGUCAGAUCAUUGAACGAAGAGAAUAACAUUGAAUAAAGAACCCUGUCUGUG